ACUGUGGAAGGUGCCAGCACAGCAUCCAGCCAAGUUGGAGUCUGAGACUAAAGGACCGGGAGCACGGCAGGAGGCUCAGACUGGAUCCAGGAUGUACAGUCCUACUUAACCUCCCACCUUUUCCCAGAGAAGAGGGAUGCAAGGGAAUCUCACGGAGCCAGGCUGGCUCUCCUUAACCUGGCCUCUGGCCACACACACGCACAUCAACCCCAGCUAAAUUUAGUCUCCACAUCUGCGAGGUGAAGCCAGGAGUCGGCGUCAGACUCCUGAUUUAGCUCUGGGGCACAGCCCCGUGCCUCGUCCACCGCAGGCAAAUGGGAGCCCUAUGCCCUGUGCCCGGGUAGCAGGCGGGAACCAUGAGGUGGGACCAGCAGAGGGGCGACAGGCCCCCAUGGGCAGGAUCUGCGCACCCGGGCCUCCCCUCACCGAGCCAGGGAAGAGUCCUGCAGAAGGCACCCUUUCUCCCUGCGGAAGGAGAGAGGAACCGGAACCAGAUGUGCAGCGCCGGAGAACAGCUGGGGGAGAGCCCCCGCCCGGCCGGCGCUCCCUCCCUUCCUUCCCCGCCCGCUGCCCCGCCCGGCCCAGCCCCUACCUGCCUGCCCCGCGACUCCCCGGCCGGCCGGCCCGCAGGCGAGUGGCUCGGAGGGCGGGCUGGCGGGCCGGCGGGCGGCGGGGCUACCCGGCCCCGGACAUGGCGCACCCGACUCGGGCGCCGCUCCCGCUGGAGUGGCGAGUGAAGGAAGAAGAGGCGGCUGAGGGCGGCGGGGCGCGGGGCGCUGUGGAGGGAGAUCCGGGCGCUCCCAGGGUCCCCGCCGAGCUGCGCCACGCGGGGACUGUGCUGCCGCGCCGCUCGCUCGAGCUGCCCGGUCCUCCCGGCUCCCGCUGCACUGGGGGCCGGGUGCUCCUCCGCGCGCCCCGCUUUCUCCGCUCCCCCCACCCCCUUCCCGGGCCGCGGGCGCCGCCGCUCCCCCCACCCCCCUCCCCGGUCGGCGGCCGUGACCCUGGCAGCGCCUGCCCAGCGCCCGACCGCCUGCAGCGCGACCCCUGGCGGCUGGGAGGGCCCCUUGCACGCAGGCGACUUGCCACCAGCCAGCCGUAGCUGCAGGACACUGACCCCGGGCGGCCCUUGAAGUCCAGGGCGCGCUCCCGUCCCGCCCUUGGUCCUAGUCAGAUGAGGUCUGCCUGCCUGGGUGAAGGCCCUGAAAGCCUGGUUUCUGGAGACCCAGGUGGCUCCCCCUACUUCCAGGUUCAGUGCCUCCUACAUUCCCUUCCAGGCUAAGCCAGAAUCUCUCAGUUCUCUUUUCUGAAAACGACAAGUUUUGGAAAGGGGAAGAGAAGAAGCCAGGGUGUGGAAGAGCAGCAGAGAUGGGGGCAACGAAGGAGGGGCCCUACUCUCCUGACUGCUAUGUGGGGAAGAGAGGAGAGCAGAAGCUCAGAUGGGAAGGAUUCCAACCCAAGCCAGAAAAAGACAACGUCCUCAAAACAAAGUUGGCAUGCAAGCCUCAGCGAAUGAAUGAGAAGAGUGGAGAGCAUGGAGUGAAUUCGUGCCUAGUGAAGGGGCAGGAAUGGGAUUUAUGGGCUUCCCUGAGACCUAGAGGCAUGGGGUCCGAGACAGGCUGGUACCACACCUAACUUCCAGGUCCUCUAGGCUUAAAGGACCAUAAAGAAGAGGGAGCCGACCUGAGACCUACCUGGUGCAGGUAGUUUUUAAAUACUCUCUCCUUGGGGGCCUUAGCAGUGAGACCAGCUACCCUCCUGGGAAAGCUGGGGUCAUUGUACCGGAAACGUCCAGAACCCAGAGCUCAGCCAGCAGUCACCUCCUCACCUCCCAACUCACUGCCAGGCCUCACUGUUGAAGAGCAGUAGCUUGUCUGGCCAGAGUCCUUGUCCUCUGAUGCCGCUGCAGCAAGGUCCUGGUCACAUGAGAGGGCAUACGUCCGUCCUGCCACAGGAGCCUACACCCAGCCUGGACCUCCAUGUCCAAUGCUGCGUACAAAUUCUGAGGCUGGGGGGCACUUUCCACCAACCACAUGGCAUUGACAAGAUGCAAAACCGCAUAACCGACAAAAGGGCCUGCGCCCCAAGAACCUCCUAGAUCCCCGUUGCAUCCCAAACAGUAGCCAACCACACCAUGGGUUUGAUAUGAUUUUUUUAUUAACAUAUAAUAUAUUUAAUAAAAAAUAAUAUCCAC
Messenger RNA from Phacochoerus africanus (Common warthog), 2191 nucleotides. RefSeq names its product translation initiation factor IF-2-like. Bases 326 to 1099 code for a protein of 257 amino acids. The record is from RefSeq and is a predicted model, not a curated record. The transcript has 2 exons. NCBI's taxonomy places the organism in Eukaryota, Metazoa, Chordata, Mammalia, Artiodactyla, Suidae.